Molecule: messenger RNA, 1128 nt
Organism: Arabis nemorensis
Lineage: Eukaryota; Viridiplantae; Streptophyta; Magnoliopsida; Brassicales; Brassicaceae
Source: the annotation of a GenBank genome assembly
AUGGAUCACAAAUCUACCAUGAGAGGAGCUGGAGAAGAAGAGACAGUGGCUUGGAGAUACUUUAGGAGAGAUGUUGUGCCGUUUGCUGCAAUGGUCACGGUGGAGUGUACUAUGAUUGGGUCAUACACACUCUACAAGGCUGCUGCUUUAAGAGGAUUGAACUUCUAUGUCUUUGUCACCUACUCUUAUGUCGUUUCAACGCUUCUCCUUCUUCCAAUUUGCCUCAUCUUUGGAAGAUCGAAAAGAUUACCUGCAGCUAAGUCUCUUCUCUUCUUCAAGAUUUUCUUACUUGGGCUUCUCGGGUUCAUGGCGCAGCUAUCUGGUUCUGUAGGUAUAAAAUAUACAUCUCCAACUCUUGCCUCUGCUUUGAGCAAUCUCACGCCAGCUUUUACCUUCACACUCGCCGUUAUCUUCAGGAUGGAACAAGUAGUGUUAAGGAGCUAUGCUACUCAGGCUAAAAUCAUUGGCGCAAUACUAUCUAUAUCUGGUGCUCUGGUUGUUCUGCUAUAUAAAGGCCCAAAAGUUCUUGCUGCUGCAUUUUUUACACCUUCAUCACAUACCAUUUCGCUUCACCAGAAUCUGACUUCAUCCGAGCCAAGCUGGAUAAUCGGAGGCCUUUUGCUUGCUUCAAAAUAUUUUUUUUUAUCAGUCUGGUAUAUUGUUCAGACUCGGGUCAUGGAGGUAUACCCUGAAGAAAUAACAGUAGUCUUCUUCUACAACUUAUUUGCAACACUAAUCUCAGUACCAGUAUGUUUCUUUGCGGAAAGCAACUUGACUUCUUGGGUGCUUAAACCGGAUAUUUCCCUCGCUGCAAUUAUAUACUCGGGACUCUUCGUUACAUCACUCAGCGCAGUUACCCACACAUGGGGUCUUCAUCUUAAGGGUCCGGUCUAUAUAUCCUUGUUUAGGCCAUUGUCUAUUGCAAUUGCAGUCGCCAUGGGUGCUAUAUUCCUCGGCGAUGCCCUUCAUCUUGGGAGUGUCAUUGGAUCAGUGAUAUUGUGCUUUGGAUUCUACACUGUGAUGUGGGGCAAAGCAAGAGAGGAUGCAACCAAAACUGGUGCUGGUUCUGAGCAUUCACCUUUGCUGCUUACUCACAUCGCCGAAGAUGAAGCCUUGUCCUUAAGAUAG